UGUCACACAGUGAACAGGGUUUUUGGGUUUUUUUUUUUGGAGAGAUAUGGUUAUUCAGCCAUGGUAGUUGGUUGAAGUGAAACUAAAUUUUCAAAAGAUUUAUGACUCAAGGGAACUUUAUGACAACAAAAUUGCAGUUGCAUCUACAAUAAGGUGCCAGGUCACCAAAAAUAACAAUAUAAAAGUAAGAAAUGUACAAUUUAAAAUAACUAUUUAACAAGAAAGGCAGGCAUUUCAUAAAAAUUACAAAAUACAAUUAUGUAUAAACACCUAGAUAUCAAUAUGAAAAUGCUGUAGUAGGUUAUAUAGCUUCAUAGACGUUAUAGUAUGGUAACAACAAUGUGGAAGUGUAAACUUGCUCUAUGCAUGCUUCUGGGGAUAAUGUGCAUUUAUAUACUGUCAGGUUGUUGCAAUUAAUCUUAUUUUAUGAUCUGAUUUGAUGUUUAAUUUAACUCAUUUUAAUCUGAUAACCAAAUAAAUGUAGUUGAGUAAAGCAUAAGUAGCAUAAAAUGGAAAUAUUCAAGUAAAGUAGUGAUUAUACUUGUGUAUUUUGAUAAACAGAUGGACCUAAAUGACUAAGUAAGGCAUGCAAAAAAACAAGAUGAGAGAGUUGAAGCCAUAAAGCCUAAAUAUGCUACUACAUGGUUAAUACUCUGACUUGACCUUUAGGGUUACAAUGGAUCUUAUCUGUCAUUCUGACAGAAUCAACGAUCCUGACAUGAUUUUAUAGCUGCAGCCUCCGUAAGGUCACCAGUUAGUUGAUACAUUUCCAGCUCCAAAGGCCAAGUUGCAAAGGUUAAUGCAUCUCCUGAAUAAAGAGGAGAGUAUGUGUGAGUGUGACACACACACAGACACAGAGAGGGAGCAGAAACCAGGCGCACAGAGCAGGGAUAGAGUUUCUCCCGGUAACGGAUCCUUUUGACCACCAUAGAUUCAGUUUCUCCUCCACUGUGACUCACACAUCAACACAAGCAACAUUUUACCAAGAAAAAUAGCUGUUUUUUCCCCGGUUAUGAUUUAUUUUUCUGACUCAAUCCGCAGGAUAAACUCAUGGUGAUUGCCGGGUGCGCACCGCGGUCCCUCCCCGGCGUCGUGUUACCUCUCCCGGGGCACCAUGGGCUCGUAAGAUGCCUUCGCUGUGGAAACGGAUAACCUUCUCGGUGGCCUCGGUCCUCUGUGUCGGCUCGGUGGUCCUCUUGGUCGUGGCCCUAUCCACGGAGCGGUGGGUCACCGGACGGAUCUUGUGUAAAACCGGGGCGGAGAUAGUGAACGCGUCCCAUCCGGAGCUGGACCAGUUCAUCGGGGACAUUUAUUACGGCUUGUUCCAGGGAGGGAAGACCAAGAAGUGCGGGCUCGGGAAGAGACGCUCCAAAAUCUACAUUUUCCCGAAGCUUGUGCGGACGUUAAACGGCGGCCUUCACAUGAUAGUGAUCCUCUUCCUGCUGGUGUCUGUGGGCUUUGCGCUGGUCAGUCUGUCUUUCUGUAUUUACAACGCGCGCAAGGUUCCUUACCAGAGCAUCAAAGGGCACAAAGGACUCUACCUGUGGAACUUCAUUGCUGCUCUUUUUGGUGCCCUGGCCUUGUUGUGUUUCCUGGCAGCCGUGAGGCAUCACAGUCUGACCGAGCGGGUGGCUAACUAUCGGGAGAACCUCUUUGUCCUUGUUGUGCUGGAUGACAGCCUGGACAUGUCCUUCUGGCUGGGUGUGGCCAGCAUUGUGACUCACUUUGCAAUCUGCGGAGUGGUUGCCAUGAGCCGAAUAAAGCUGCCCAAACCGGAGAUCAAAAAACCUGAAGAACCCACCAUCUCUUCUCUGGACCUGCUCUACUGAUAGAGCUAUGCGUUAGCUUAACAUGUAUGCACUUACACAUCACUAAAGGUUGGCCAGGGAUGAUCAGAGCAAAACCACAUGACUGACAGCAACACUGUGCCAGUGCUAGUUGGUUUGUGGUCUACAUGACUUUUACUUCAGUCACUUUAUUAUCACAGAUGGGAAACCAGAGGGGCACAAGAUAAGAAAACAACACAAAUACAAAAAACAAAAAGUACAAAAAUGUUUCCUGUACAUACAAUUUACAGAACACAAUAAUACAACAAAACUCUCUAAAAUACUAACUUACAUGUGCAGAUUUAGCAGGGUUAUUGCACAGGGAACAAAGGAGUUUUUACUCCUAUUGCACUUGAACCAGGGUACUCUGAGGGAAGAGUUUCAAACUGAAAGUGAAGUGGAUCUGGUCUUGUGGAGAACCUGCUGGUCACAGAUAGCUGUCAGUGGGGUCUUCAUAUGAAUGGAUCAGACUCAUGAUCUGCUCUGUCAUCCAGACUCAGCCAACGUCAAAUCACGAUUGUAAUUUAUGGCACACCAUUGCGAAUAUCAGGUCACUACUCACAUGUCGUCUCAGACACAAUUAAUGGUUGGGAUCACAGAAGGAUCACGCACAGAGGAGGCAGAGACACUCGUCCUGGUCUCUGCCUUUUGUUUCUGUGCUGGUUGAUAUUUUCUGCUCCUGAGGAGUUCAAGGAAAGGUUCGCAAUUUUUCAGGUCUGUCUUAAAACAAGAGUCAGGUGUCCAUAUGAACACUAUGAAGAGGUUUUUCCUUGC
Molecule: messenger RNA, 2600 nt
Organism: Thunnus maccoyii (southern bluefin tuna)
Lineage: Eukaryota; Metazoa; Chordata; Actinopteri; Scombriformes; Scombridae
Gene: clrn2
Product: clarin 2
Exons: 3
Coding region: 1128-1829 (233 amino acids)
Source: RefSeq, a predicted model, not a curated record